AGUCCGUGACUAGGCAAUAAUUCUCACCCAUGGUUGGCUGACAGGAUUCCCUUUGAGCAAUGCUAUCGCUAUAAAGCCGCAACAACCAAUGAUCAAGCAUCAGAAAUGGCUUCCUCUUCGUUCAGGCACCUGGUGGUGCUGGCAAUUGUCCUGCUUUCCCUUAGUCCUAUUGAUGUUCAAGCGGAAAGGAAGCUUCGACUAUACAAGCUGGAGAAACCGAUCGAGAAGAAACAGGAUUUGCAAUGCCAUCUGCGUAUCGCGGAGUUUGAGGAGAAUGUGUUGAAAGUUAGCGGAGAAAUGAAACAGCAUGUGACGAUGGACAACGACUGGAAGGUACACAUUACCGUCUCACGAGCUCCCGGACCUGAUGAGGAGUUCGAGGAAGUCCUCGACUUGGACGACCUGGGAGUUUGCGACCUCAUGAAGUCCUACUACAAAGAGUUCUUCUACGAGCGCCUCAAAGAGUACUCGAAUGCUCCGCAUCCUAGCACCUGUCCUCUGCCGCCGGAUCACUACCAGCUAGAGGACUUCCCACUGGACGUGCAUCUGUUAAAGAAGCUUCUAUUACCAGGAUACUACCGUAUUGUUUCUAGACUUCUACACGACGAGCACAUCAAGCUGGAAUAUAUGGCCGAGCUGGAAAUAAUGGAAUAAUCAUUUCAUAAAUGUAUAUUAUUCGUGAAUCGUCUAUGUUCAAAUUUCAGACUGGGCUAUUACAGAAUAGAGUCUCGUAUUAAUGACGUCCUUAUGACCAAAGUUAAAUUCUACAUCUGAUCCGUUACGAAUAAAGGUGCUCUUGUCUCUGUUA
Molecule: messenger RNA, 808 nt
Organism: Drosophila serrata
Lineage: Eukaryota; Metazoa; Arthropoda; Insecta; Diptera; Drosophilidae
Gene: CheA87a
Product: Chemosensory protein A 87a
Source: RefSeq, a predicted model, not a curated record